GUAGAAUCAAUUUCAUUCUACAAGAUGGACACGAAAAAACUUUCGUUGAGUGUAAGAUAUUUAUGUGUACGAGCCGUCAGAAAAUGGGAGGUUGCAGAACAACCACGUGGGAUGAACCCUAAUGCCACGUGAGGAGUAGUUUUUAUUAAAUGAAUCUCUGGCCAAACAAAAUCUACCAAAUCGAGUUGUGUAUAGCAAUUUUUAUUUGCAGUCUCCCAUUUUCCGACAACUCGUACACGUUAGUAUCUUACACACAGCGAAGUUUUUUCGUGUCCAUUUUGUUGGUAACUUCUCUUGAAAUCGAACGGAUCAAUUUAUGCUGGGUUAUAUAUAUACAUUUUGAUUGUGAUUAAGAUAUCAGAAGAAAAUGGAAGUAGGAGGAGGAGAAGCAAGAACAGAGGUAGAGAACAAGCAAAUCAUCUUCAAGGGAUUCAUAGAGACAACUCCAACGGAGACAGACAUGGAAUUGAAGCUUGGCAACAAGAUUAAGCUCAAGGCUCCAAAGGGUUCUGGCUCGUUAUUGGUCAAGAACCUCUACCUUUCUUGCGAUCCUUACAUGCGUGGCCGUAUGCGCGAAAACUACGACUCCUACAUUCCUCCUUUCACUCCUGGUUCGGUCAUCCAAGGAUUCAGUGUGUCCAGAGUUGUGGAUUCUGAUAACCCGGAUUUCAAGCCUGGUGAUCUGAUUGCAGGGUUGAUGGGUUGGGAAGAAUACAGCUUGAUUCAGAAAACUGAAAAGUUGAGGAAAAUUCAGCCAGAUGAUAUCCCCCUCUCAUACUAUGUUGGUCUUCUCGGUAUGCCAGGUUUUACUGCAUAUGCUGGUUUUUUUGAGGUUUGCACCCCUAAAAAAGGAGAAAAUGUUUUUGUUUCCGCUGCCUCUGGAGCAGUUGGUCAGCUUGUAGGCCAACUUGCCAAGUUACAUGGAUGCUAUGUAGUUGGAAGUGCUGGCACAAACCAGAAAGUGGAUCUUUUGAAGAAUAAACUUGGGUUUGAUGAAGCUUUGAACUACAAAGAAGAGCCAGACCUCGACAUAGCUUUAAAAAGGUACUUUCCCGAAGGCAUUGACAUUUACUUUGACAAUGUAGGAGGAGCCAUGCUUGAUGCAGCCCUUGUCAACAUGAGGAUUCAUGGCCGGAUUGCAGUUUGUGGUAUGGUUUCCCAGCAAGGCAGGUAUGAUCCCCAUGGGGUUCACAACUUGUUCAAUCUCGUAGUAAAGCGCAUAAGGAUGCAGGGCUUCCUUCAGAGUGAUUACUUGCAUCUAUUUCCACGCUUUCUGGAAGAAGUUAUUAGUUUGUACAAGCAAGGGAAGAUUGUUUACAUUGAAGACAUGAAUGAAGGUUUGGAAAGUGCUCCGGCUGCCUUUGUUGGGCUAUUUUCUGGGAAAAAUAUCGGUAAGCAGGUCAUACGUGUAGCCCGUGAAUAGUUCUUGCAUGUUUGGUGCGUCUUAUGCUACUUGUUAGAUAUAUGGAACUCUUAUUAGAGCCAUCUGCCACAAAUUUCACACUCCAUUUACUUGUGUAUCCUUGCAAAUAAGGGUCAUUAUGUGUUUGAGACAUCUGACUCCAUUUACUGGUGUAUCCUUGCAAAUAAGGGGUUAUUAUGUGCUUGAGA
Molecule: messenger RNA, 1611 nt
Organism: Cornus florida
Lineage: Eukaryota; Viridiplantae; Streptophyta; Magnoliopsida; Cornales; Cornaceae
Product: 2-alkenal reductase (NADP(+)-dependent)
Exons: 5
Coding region: 368-1423 (351 amino acids)
Molecular function (GO): oxidoreductase activity, acting on the CH-CH group of donors, NAD or NADP as acceptor
Source: RefSeq, a predicted model, not a curated record